AGGGACGCGAGUGGAGUUUAGCCCCAUCCAUCUUCAUUUCCUUUCCUUUCUUCUCUGAUGGCGACAGCGAAAACCCAUCUCUCCGUCGUCGCUGAUCCGUAACCCUAUCAAUCUCCGGCCGGUGACCAUUAUUCCACUUCAAUCUCUCUUUCUCUCUCUGUGAAAUUGUUCUUUCAAGUGAACUAGGGGAGCAGAGUAUUGAAUGAAGUGCUCCACAUUGUUGAUGGCAGCUGUGGCUGUGGUUCACAAUCAUAAAUAGAGUGCUGUAUAUAGGUCUUGGCGACGAACUCGAGUAUAAAAGUUUUUGUUUCUAUUCCAUGUGAAUUGAAAUGUUGGACCUUUCAGGAAUUGAAGAUGGGGCUGAUGGUUCGGAUAAUGGAGCGAGUGAGAAAUCCAUUCGGGUACCUGUUGUUGGUAUGUCAUUCAAGAGUGAGAACGAGGCUUACAAGUUUUAUAGUGCAUAUGCAAGGACAAAAGGCUUUGGUGUAAAAAAGUUGCAAGUGGAACGUGCCCGUAAGGAUGGCAUCCAGGGUGAGGCCGUUAAUCGAGUAUUUGCUUGUGUUGAGGGGUCGAGAGAUGAUAGUAACAAGAGUUACAGAGAUAAGGAGGUCCAGUAUCAGGAUUCAACAAGGAGCGAUUGCAAAGCUACCAUGCAGAUUAAGAAAUGCCCUAAUGGUUGGGUCGUGACAAAGUUUAUUGAGGAGCAUAAUCAUGAACUUGUUCCAAGUCUAUGGCAAUUGCAGCGUACCUGUGAUGUACUUAUUCAUAUUGCUAAAGAGUCAAAAGAGAGAUGCAAUGUUGCAAUGGAUUGCCUUAAAGAGGCCAUUCAUAAAUGUUCUCGUAUUGAAGUGAGGCCCAAUGCUGAUCCUGUUGUGAAUCAAGGGGGUGCUCCAAAUAGCCAACAAGGGAGUACUAGAUCAAUAAAUUUUGACUAUAGUAGCUUCUCUGACCCGGCAAGGACGGAACGGUGGCCAGCCUCCUCCAAACCUAAAGCAUGGUAUGAUCAACACCAGUCCAAGAACCGCAACAAAUGUGGGAACUGUGACGAACUUGGUCAUAACUUGAGGACAUGCCCCUUGCCUCUAAACCCACAACGUUUGAAGUCUUGGAAACCAGCAACAUGGCCAGCCAACUCAACACCCAAAGAAUGGUAUGAUGAAGCCAAGAACCGCAACAAGUGUGGGAACUGUGACGGACUUGGUCAUAACAUGAGGACAUGUCCCCUGCCUCCAAACCCACAACGUGACAAGUCUGGCAAAGCCUCAACACCAGCCACCUCAAAACCCAAAGCAUGGUAUGACCAAGUCAAUAACCACAACAAGGGUGGGAACUGUGAUGGUGGACUUGAUCAUAAUCUGAGGACAAGCCCCUUGCCUCUAAAUCCAGAAUGUAGCAAGUCUCAGAAACGCCAUGCAGCACAGUCCCCCUCAAAUGUGCAAGGCUUUGCUUCAGGCCAUCGCCAAGGAGAACUAAGAAAUGAAUUUGGGAUUGAUUCUUGGAGAGCUGGGGUCUUAGCAACACAAGCUGCAUUGCAAGCUUCCUCAGCAACAGGGUGCCACCCCAGGAACAACUAAAGCUAGGUUUCUGUGGCAGUUCACAUUCAACUGGUGAAGACAAAACUCAGGUAGAAGGGGGAGGCUGAGUGCCGAUGAUGUAAAGCUUUCUUUGGUUGUUUUGGAUUGCAUUGUGUAUAACUGAUUGCCUCAUUGGUUCACAAGGGAAAAGAAAAAGGGAUGACAUUGUUGUCAGUUAAACUUGGUCUUAACCUGAUUGUUGAGUGUUUUUGCCUCUGAGUUGAACUCGACGAGGCUUUGAGUUUAAUUGAGGGUGGGAGAUAAAUUUUCAGUUGUAAAACUGGGUCUCAACUUGCUUAAUCUUAUACAGUGGGAUCUCCAUGAUUUGUUUGUAUAUACAUUCAGUUAUGAAAUUGAAUUCAGUGUUGAAUUUCUAAUUCAGAGU
Telopea speciosissima is the source of this 1959-nucleotide messenger RNA. RefSeq names its product zinc finger CCHC domain-containing protein 7-like. The transcript is spliced from 8 exons. The record is from RefSeq and is a predicted model, not a curated record. Lineage: Eukaryota; Viridiplantae; Streptophyta; Magnoliopsida; Proteales; Proteaceae. The coding region runs from base 330 to 1574 and encodes 414 amino acids. Gene Ontology annotation, molecular function: zinc ion binding; nucleic acid binding.